AUGGUCUAUCCUCAUCACAACUUUGGCAUUCGUCCACGGAGAGAUUCAACUGAUUUCAGAAAGGAGAGACCACACCACACUCACCAGGAUGUAAUAUCAGGUUGCGAUGGCAGAGGUGUCCGGAAAGACCUAAGAGAAUAUCUGUUGACGUCCACAUUGCAUGGACUCCGAUACGUGGGAGAGAAGAAAUUAACUUGGUUUGAAAGAUUCUUCUGGUUAGGAGCAUUCAGUUGCUCCAUAGUUUGCGCGGGAUUCUUCAUCCUAAACAUAUAUGAGAAAUGGCGAAGUUCCCCCAUGAUCGUGAGCAUCAACCCUGAGAACAUGGCUCUCCAGAACCUGCCCUUUCCAGCCGUUACUGUGUGCAACGUCAAUCAGGCGAAGAAAAGUGUCGCGGAGCGGUAUAAAAAAGAUGGUAAUCCAGUGAACAAGAAAUUACUCGAAAGCUUAUGCACAUCUCAGGAUGACACAGAAAUAUUUGUAAGCGACGUAGCUCAAAGCGCCGAUUGGGACUACUUCCGCUCCUUCUUAAUAAAUGUAACCCAGCCAUGUAGCGAGAUGUUAGCAAUGUGCAUUUGGGACUCCGGCGAGAUGAGCUGUCAGGACUUGUUCAACGCGCAACUGACCGACGAAGGCCUGUGUUGCACCUUCAACGUCGUCCAUCGCAAUAAGCUGUUCCGCAAUCCCAAAGAUUUAAACGAUAUGAAUUUUACGUUCCCAUUACCUUCGGUUGAUUGGACUCCCGAAGGCGGGUACCCGGCCGAUGCGCCGUACAACGGUUUUCCAUGGAGACCCAGAGGUAUCGGAACUGAUCAUGGUUUGACGUUGGUUUUGGACGCGAAUGUGGCUGAAUAUUACUGCGCUUCCACGAAAAGUCCCAGUUUUAAGAUCCUUUUGCACAAUCCCACGGAAACUCCCAACAUCGCGAAUCUGGGUGAUAUAUACGGUCCAGGCAUAGAAGCUCGGAUUGCCAUCCAGCCCCGAAUCAUGGACGCAGCCCCCUCCCUGCGGGGGAUCGAUGUCAAUAAGCGGGUGUGUCUGUUCUCCAGUGAGAAAGCCUUGGUCUUCUACAGGACUUACACUUUAAAAAAUUGUGAGAUGGAGUGCGAGGCUCGAAAUAUGCUGGCUUUAUGCAAAUGUGUGUUGUAUUACAUGCCUAAAAACAAAACCACACGGGUUUGUGGUAAAGCCGACGCGAACUGUUAUUCUAAUAUAAGUUUUAUUAGAAAAGGACGUCAACAGUCAUGCGAAGAGUGCCUGCCGGCGUGCACAGAAAUUUCAUACUACGAGCGUAUGAGCUCCGCCAGACUGAGCAAGGCGAUGGUGGAGCAGUACGCGAAGCGGCUCAGCGGCAACAAGACGGCUGAAUAUGUCACAAACAACAUGCUUAUAAUCCACUUUUAUUUCGAGGACCUCUCUUUUACAAGAUACACCAAAGGCGAAAUAUUCGGUCUGACGGAGUUCUUGUCGAACACUGGAGGGCUACUGGGCUUGUGCAUGGGCUUCAGUAUGAUGAGCCUAGUAGAACUGAUCUACUACGUGACGCUGCGCGCUCUUUGCCAGACGCGACGGAGACCUAAGCAUCACUUCACACAAUAACUGGGUGGAGGGACAUUCGAUUUCGAACCGUAAUACUUAUGAUAUAGAACUGGUUUUGCUCUACGCUUCGCAGCAAAU
Molecule: messenger RNA, 1674 nt
Organism: Cydia fagiglandana
Lineage: Eukaryota; Metazoa; Arthropoda; Insecta; Lepidoptera; Tortricidae
Product: pickpocket protein 28-like
Exons: 13
Coding region: 1-1596 (531 amino acids)
Biological process (GO): sodium ion transmembrane transport
Cellular component (GO): plasma membrane
Molecular function (GO): ligand-gated sodium channel activity
Source: RefSeq, a predicted model, not a curated record